Panthera uncia (snow leopard) is the source of this 3813-nucleotide messenger RNA. RefSeq names its product kelch like family member 32 (gene KLHL32). The transcript has 11 exons. Gene Ontology annotation, molecular function: protein binding. NCBI's taxonomy places the organism in Eukaryota, Metazoa, Chordata, Mammalia, Carnivora, Felidae. The coding region runs from base 949 to 2811 and encodes 620 amino acids. The record is from RefSeq and is a predicted model, not a curated record.
AUUAUCUUAUGUUCAUUUUAUUAGCCUAGAUUAGUUCAUCUAGUAUAUCUUUCUUUGCAUGUACCUCUAAAUGGUAUAAUUAACAUCGCUUAAUUUUUCAUAUCUCAUGUUUGUUAAUUAUAUGAACCUAGAUUAGUCUAUCUGGUCUUUCUUUCUUUUUUUUAAGUUUAUUUAUUUUGAGAGAAAGAGAACAUAGGUGUGCUCACAUGUGAGCAUGUGGGGGAGGGGCAGAGAGAGAGGGAGAGAGAGAAUUGCAAACAGGCUGCAUACCUUCAGUGCAGAGCCUGACGUGGAGCUCAAUCUCACAAACCAUAAGAUCAUGACCUGAGCCGAAAUCAGGAGUUGGACAUUCAACUGACCAAGCAACCCAGGCAUCCUUUCUGGUCUUUCUUUUGCAUGUAACCUCUAAGAUACUUAUUUUUUUUCUUUUCUUUCCCCUUUCACACUAUUACGGUUUAAUAAGUUCUUUUUCCUUUGUAAAUACUAUGUUUUCAAUGUUUACUUAAAAAAGAAAUCUAAGCAGGGGCGCCUGGGUGGCUCAGUUGGUUAAGUGUCUGACUUCAGCUCAGGUCAUGAUCUCGUGGUCCAUGAGUUCAAGCCCCCCACUGUCAAGCUCUGUGCUGACAGCUCAGAGCCUCGAGGCUGCUUUCGUUCUGUGUUUCCCUCUUUCUCUGCCCCUCCCCAACUCUUACUCUGUCUCUUUCCUUCUCAAAAAUAAAUAAACAUUAAAAAAAUGAAAAAAAAUUCUGAGUGAAGCUUUGGCAACCUGGAAACAUUUUAAUGAAAGUGAAACUAUAAAGGUUAAACCUUUUCAAUCUUGUGUACCAAGCAGAUUUUAUUUGAAAAGAAGCUCACCAGUAAAAGAGGGGAUUCCACCAACGAACAUUUCCUAAGGCUGGAAUGCUUGCAAACUGCUAAGGCUGAGAUCCUGAGGAACCCAGCUGGAGAAUGCCGUCUGAACGCUGCCUGAGUAUUCAAGAAAUGCUGACAGGCCAGAGGCUCUGCCACUCGGAAUCUCACAAUGAUAGCGUCUUGGCAGCGCUGAAUCAACAGAGAAGUGACGGCAUCCUCUGUGACGUCACCCUGAUUGCUGAGGAACAGAAAUUCCAUGCUCACAAGGCAGUCCUAGCAGCAUGCAGUGACUAUUUCCGGGCGAUGUUCAGUCUCUGUAUGGUGGAAAGUGGAGCUGACGAGGUCAGUUUACAUGGUGUGACCAGCCUUGGCUUAAAGCAGGCCCUGGAGUUUGCAUACACAGGACAGAUUUUGUUGGAGCCAGGUGUGAUCCAGGAUGUAUUAGCAGCUGGCAGUCACCUACAGCUGUUGGAGCUUCUCAAUUUAUGUUCCCACUAUCUCAUCCAGGAAUUAAAUAGCUUUAAUUACUUGGAUCUGUACAGACUUGCUGACCUCUUUAACCUCACUUUGCUGGAGAAGGCAGUGAUCGAUUUCUUAGUGAAACAUCUCUCUGAGCUCCUGAAGAGUCGCCCAGAAGACGUUCUAACGCUUCCUUAUUGUCUGCUCCAGGAGGUUCUGAAGAGUGACCGCCUGACCUCCCUGAGUGAAGAGCAGAUCUGGCAGCUAGCUGUGAGGUGGUUGGAACACAACUGCCAUUACCAGUACAUGGAUGAGCUCCUGCAGUAUAUCCGCUUUGGCCUGAUGGAUGUGGAUACUCUCCAUACAGUUGCCCUGUCCCACCCCCUCGUCCAGGCAAGUGAAACUGCGACAGCUCUUGUCAAUGAGGCCCUGGAGUACCACCAGAGCAUCUAUGCACAGCCCGUUUGGCAAACUCGCAGGACCAAACCGCGAUUCCAAUCAGACACUCUAUAUAUCAUUGGUGGGAAAAAGCGUGAGGUCUGUAAAGUCAAGGAACUUCGGUACUUCAAUCCUGUUGACCAGGAGAAUGCUCUCAUAGCUGCCAUUGCCAACUGGAGUGAGCUGGCUCCCAUGCCCGUGGGAAGGAGCCACCACUGUGUAGCAGUCAUGGGGGACUUUCUGUUUGUGGCAGGAGGAGAAGUUGAGCAUGCUAGUGGCCGGACAUGUGCUGUGAGGACUGCCUGUCGCUAUGACCCCCGCAGUAAUUCCUGGGCGGAGAUAGCACCCAUGAAAAACUGCCGGGAGCAUUUUGUGCUGGGUGCCAUGGAUGAAUACCUCUAUGCAGUUGGGGGUAGAAAUGAACUGCGCCAGGUUCUGCCUACAGUUGAGCGAUAUUGCCCCAAGAAGAACAAAUGGACUUUUGUGCAGUCCUUUGACCGAUCCCUUUCAUGUCAUGCUGGAUAUGUGGCUGAUGGUCUUCUUUGGAUAUCAGGUGGAGUAACUAACACAGCACAAUAUCAGAACAGACUAAUGGUAUAUGAACCUAACCAGAAUAAAUGGAUAAGCCGCAGCCCUAUGCUGCAGAGAAGGGUCUACCAUUCCAUGGCUGCUGUUCAAAGAAAACUUUAUGUUCUUGGAGGCAAUGACCUGGACUACAAUAAUGACCGGAUCCUUGUGCGGCAUAUAGAUUCUUACAACAUAGACACCGACCAGUGGACGCGUUGUAAUUUCAACCUGUUGACUGGCCAAAAUGAAUCUGGAGUUGCUGUCCAUAAUGAGAGAAUAUAUUUAGUUGGUGGAUAUUCGAUUUGGACAAACGAGCCUCUGGCUUGUAUCCAGGUGGUGGAUGUAAGUAGAGAAGGCAAAGAAGAAGUAUUUUAUGGGCCUACACUCCCUUUUGCUUCUAAUGGAAUAGCAGCAUGCUUCCUUCCAGCUCCAUAUUUCACAUGCCCUAACCUUCAGACUCUUCAAGUGCCUCAUCACAGGAUUGGGACCAUCUGAAAACCAAUGCUUUGUUAAUAACUAUCAACAGAAGGGAAAGAAAAGCUUCACUUCUGAAUACUGGGCAUGAAAAGACUCAGUGCUCAAUGCUUCCUUGUUUUGUUUUAUAUGUCUUAUUUUCAGAUAAACAUUAGCAAAAAAUGAACAGUUUUCUAAAAUACAUUACUGAAACCUCCUGUCACCCUUCUCUCUGUGUGUCAAUAUGCAAUAUGUCUGACUUUUACUGUGGUGUAGCUCAGUGACAACUUAAUGGUCAAUUACUGUUCCAUGGGUCUUUAGAGCCUUUGUUGUAGACUUUCUCUAAUCAGCACUGUCUAGGAAAACAGGAAAAUGUUAAUAAGGCAAUUUAUUUCACAAGUACUGCCAUCAAUGAUCUUCAAAAAAAAAAUCUUCCGUAGUUAAUCCCCUUACUACUUAAAACUGGGUUUGUAAUUUUUCUUUUAAAAAUUUAACAUUAUGCAGCCCCACUAGUAUAGACUCAGUAUUAUGACAUCAUAAAAUUUUAAAUGCCAUGUUUUAUUCACAGUAACACGAAUGAUAGAAGUACACUGGAACAGCAGUUGGAACGCCCAGAUUGUUCAGCUUGGUUACUGUGACCUUGGGCUAGGUGCUUAACUUUCAGUGCUAGUUUUCCCAUUCUUUAAGGAGGAUAAUUAUUGAUUUCCGUAUCAAUUCAGAAGAAUGUUGUGAGGAUUAGGCAAAUGCUCUGAAGUACUUCAUUUAAGAAAAAAAAAGUUACUCAAAUUACAAGGUAUUUUACUGUCUUUAGAAUUCUGUAACUGAACGGGGAGAUUAUUUUUGAAAGUAUUUAAAAAUUACUAAAUAGAACUUGGAACACAUGCUGUGGGAGAAAUGAUUCUGAAAAGCAUGUGAAGAGAUGCUAAUUAGGAAAAGGGGAGUCUACCAAAGCCAAAGAUUCCUAAAUCUAUACAAAUUCUUGCUUCACAUCAUAAUUCAAACACUUGUUUAAACUCAUUUAGUGAAAAAUGACAUUUCAAAGCU